GCUAUUGCCAGUGUUCAGGAAUGUGGCGAAUUGGCUUCUGGACAGAGAAGGAAAAAAGGGUCAGAGGAAAACCUCAAAGUAGGUGUACUUUGCUGCAUCUUGCCUUUUCCCGAUGCCCUUCAUUGGCUGCCUGGUCUUGCCCCCUGGGAUUAGCCUCUCUUUUAGAUGCACAAUACAAACCCUAGCGAGCUGGUUGCCAACAACAACCCCAAAAUGCACGACAUCCCAAACGCCGGCGAAUAGAUCACCCUGGGAAAAGACGUCCUCGGUUCGUACAGGUUCUGUCGAUUGUCAAGGAGCUCUCCAGGGUCCUGAAAACUCGGCAGCUUUUCCAGCUAGCGAUCUCAUUCCGAACUCUCCGAUCCUCCAGGAACCUCCCCCUCUCCUUAUGACUCCAACACGUUCUUUUGGGAGGAGGUUGUAAAUACCUCGCCAUACCAUGGCCCACAUUAAAUACCUGCGUGCUGCUGUCUCAGGAUUCUAUCUGUGGGAAGCUGCGGUGCUGCUCAGUUUGGUGGCCACCAAGGAAACUGACAGUGUGAGAUCCCGUAGUACGCCAAUGUCUCCUUCGGAUUUUCUGGAUAAAUUAAUGGGAAGAAUGUCUGGCUAUGAUGCAAGAAUCAGACCAAAUUUCAAAGGGCCUCCAGUAAAUGUUACAUGCAACAUCUUCAUUAAUAGCUUUGGAUCCAUUGCAGAAACAACAAUGGAUUAUCGAGUGAAUAUUUUUCUUCGUCAGAACUGGAAUGAUCCACGUCUUGCUUAUAAUGAAUAUCCAGAUGACUCUUUAGAUUUAGAUCCAUCCAUGCUGGAUUCAAUCUGGAAACCUGAUUUAUUUUUUGCCAAUGAGAAGGGUGCCAACUUUCAUGAAGUAACAACUGACAAUAAGUUGCUUCGAAUUUUUAAAAAUGGAAAUGUUCUUUAUUCUAUAAGGUUGACUUUAAUACUUUCCUGUCCAAUGGAUCUCAAAAAUUUCCCAAUGGAUGUCCAGACCUGUAUAAUGCAACUGGAAAGCUUUGGUUAUACAAUGAAUGAUCUUGUAUUUGAAUGGCAAGAAAAUGGUGCUGUACAAGUAGCUGAUGGACUCACUUUGCCACAGUUUUUGUUGAAAGAAGAUAAAGAUCUUUGUUACUGCACAAAACACUACAAUACAGGAAAGUUUACCUGCAUUGAAGUUCGAUUCCAUCUUGAAAGGCAGAUGGGAUAUUAUCUUAUUCAAAUGUAUAUUCCCAGUCUCCUGAUUGUCAUACUGUCAUGGGUGUCAUUUUGGAUCAACAUGGAUGCUGCUCCAGCUAGAGUGGCUCUAGGUAUAACAACUGUACUCACAAUGACGACCCAGAGUUCAGGAUCACGGACUUCACUCCCAAAGGUAUCAUAUGUCAAGGCUAUUGACAUCUGGAUGGCUGUUUGCUUGCUUUUUGUGUUCUCCGCACUUCUGGAAUAUGCAGCUGUAAAUUUUGUGUCAAGACAACAUAAAGAACUGUUAAGAUUUCACCGAAAAAGAAAGAAGAAUAAGGAUGAUGAUAUAAGGGAAAAUCGGUUCAAUUUCACGGGCUAUGGAAUGGGACCACCAUGUAUACAAGCAAAGGAUGGAGUGGUCCCAAAAGGGUCCAAUAAUCCAGUUCAGUCUGCAUUCCUUACUCCUGAAGAAAUGAGGAAAGUAUUCAUUGAUCAGGCCAAGAAAAUUGAUACCAUAUCCAGAGCCUGUUUCCCUUUAGCCUUUCUUAUAUUCAACAUUUUCUACUGGGUUAUCUAUAAAAUUGUUAGGCAUGAGGACAUUCACCAAAAACAAAAUUAAGGUUUUCACUUUUUAACAGUUCUCAUUUUGGUUACAGUGGUAAAAAUCAGUAUUGAAAUACUUUUUAAAAAACAAGAGCUCGAUGGGGGGAAAAAAAUCCAAGAAACAAAAUACUUAUGUGAUUUGCUAUGCAAAGUCACAAUGAUGUGGGGGGGGGGAAGACAUCCAAUAAAGAUGCAGCAUAGUCUACCACAGUAUUUCUACUUGUCAUUAAUUUUAGUUUUGCAAAGUAAAUGACAAUGCUGCUAGGUAAAAUGUUACUGCCAAUCUUUCUAUAUAUUGUUACAUAAUAAUAUAGUAUUCUUUGAAGUCCUUGUUAUAAUUUUUAAUUCAGCUAUAUUUUUUUAAUCUAUGAAAAGGAAGUCCCCAAAGUCCUGAGAUAAGUGCCAUAUAAUCAAGCCUACUUUAAAUUUUAUAAGUGAACACUGUUUUGAGUCUUGAGUUUAAAAAAUCUUAACUACUUUAAGUAAUAAAGCUUGUUUUCUAGAUUUAAGGACACUGCCAAUGGCCUUUGUAUUAAACAGAGAAUGCAUUUUAGAUAAUACACUGAAAAAAGAAACUGCAUGCAAACACAAAUACACGCAAUCCACAAAUCACUUAUUCUAUGAAAUUGUACCAAUGUUUCCUUUAAUGUGUCGAUUCUAUUCUGGAAAAAGAUACACUGGUAAUUGCCAGCCAUAUCACAAAUAUGACUGACAACUGAUUUCAGAUACAAGAUUUUUGACAUACAAAAAGGCAGGUUAGGUCAUUGCAUAUUAUUCAGCACAAUGUUAGAAAUUUUGAUCUUCUUUUGAAGGUGGGUGGGAAGUGAGGGAAAGGGAAGACAGAAGCUCAAUGUCAUAAAUUUUUAAAAUGUAUUGUUUAUUUAUUUAGAAAUUUUAUAUAACCUACUCACCCACAGUGACUCUAAGCAGCUUACAAACAAUAAAACACAGUAUAGGGGAAAAAAUUAAAAAAUAACCCAACACCCAUCCACCCCUGGCAACAACACUCAGUCAAAUAAGCCAUUUUAUGGGCUCCAUCCCACUCUGAGUUCCCCAGGCCCACUGGCGAAAUCAAGUCUUCAGGGCCUUAUGAAAAAGUGUUAAAGUGGGUCCAGUUUAAUUUCUGAAGAGAUGAUAUUCCAAAGGGAGGGAGCCACCAAUUGAGAAGGCCCUUCUUCUAGGUCCCACCAGAAGUACCUCCAUUGGGGACAGGACCCAUAACAUUCCUUGCCUCCCCACUCUAAUGAGUUAGGUGGAUAUGACUGGCAAGAGCCGGUCCCUCAGAUAACAGUCUGAAAUAUUAGAUGGUAGUGUAGUAUUUCCAAUUCAGUACAAAAUUUUUCAACAACCAUUUUAUUACUGAAAUUUGUGGCAUAGCUUUGACAAAUAAACUGGCCAUAGUGCAAUGAUUUGGCUUUAUCUAUUAUUACAUAGGAGACAGAUUUACCCAUCCAUUCAUGUAAGUGCUCAUUAUAAAUUGGCCUGAGAAUGUUAACCAUGCUUAAAAUUAUUCAACUUAUAGGUAACAUAUACUCAAUUAAUUAUACUGUAUACCCACUUACUGAAAAGUUAGUACCAUUGGAAUCAAACUUCUGAGGUAAAUACAUUUAAAAUCAGCCUGAUUCAGCAUUCAUUGACAAGUCUAAUAAUAAAUACUUAAAUAAUUUUUGAACCACUUUUUCCAAGAAAACAGGCAGCAUAUUUCAGGAUAAUGAAAGGUUCUUAACAAAUCUAUAUAUUGGUUGGGAAGAAAGAUAAAUCUUCCAUUCCAAAUAUAGUUUGAAGGUCACUAUGUACAUUCUGAAUCCAAUUUUUCAUUGAGGUGGAUGGAUCCUGAAUCAAUGUUCAUUGGAAAUAUUAAAUCAUUGGUUGGAUCAAAAAAUAUUUCUUGGAUUAAAAAAUAUCCUAAUGGAUUUCUGGAAUAUUUUACAUCAAAGUUAUUUUCUGUUUACAAAAAGUAAACUGGAAAAUUGUACUCUACUAUCUCUUGAUGUAGAAAUGAGGCUGCAGAGAUAUAUAAUUAUUUAUGGUUCAGCUUUAACUUCAUUCUGUUUACAUGAACAGAGGCCUUUUAGUCAUCUUUUCCUGAAACUUUAGUCUUGAUAAGCCAAAAUAGACUUUGUGUAAAAACUGUAGAAUUCAUAUCUGAACUUGGACUCAGAAACAUUUCAAAAAGUUUUAAAUGUUUCUGCCACUUCAAUUUUUGAUUUUUUAAAAAGCUUUAAAUUGUAGAAUUUUUAUAUUCACAUUGAUUAUUUCACAUGUAAUUAGAAGUUCUCAGCACAGUGAGAGUCUACAUUGCUUUCUGUAUCUUCUGACUUUUUAAUCAAAGAAGUUAGGCACAAAAUGCUAAAAGGAUCAUUAUAUGAAGAAUAGCAGUUGUAGUUAUUUAUUCCAUUAUCAUGUUUGGCCUUUCUUAAAUGUUUAGUUCCUAAUAGACAUAUCAAUCAUAUUCCUUGUUUAUAUUGUAGUCUUCACUUGUUCAGCAAGAAACUAUUUCAACUCUUAGUUGUGAUUAAAGGAAUCAGUCACUGUAUGCAAAUACUUCAAGCAGUACUUUAAAUCAUAUUAUUUUUCCCUAAUUUGGCUUCUUCAUUUAUUUAAUUUUGUUUAUUCAUAAACAAAAGUGUGUUUUAAAUAUGGGAUAAAGACAUCAGCAUCAGACUGGUAUUAUAAGUAUUCAAGUAAGAUCUUGAAUCUUGAAUAGAAUAGAGCUGGAAGGAAUCUUGGAGGUCUUUUGUCCAUCCCCCUACUCAAGCAGGAGAACCUAUACCAUCUCAGAUAAGUGACUGUCUAGUCUCUUCUUA
This is a messenger RNA of Crotalus tigris (Tiger rattlesnake), 4586 nucleotides long. It is a transcript of the gene GLRA3, whose product is annotated as glycine receptor alpha 3. Gene Ontology annotation, molecular function: extracellularly glycine-gated chloride channel activity; glycine binding; transmembrane signaling receptor activity. NCBI's taxonomy places the organism in Eukaryota, Metazoa, Chordata, Lepidosauria, Squamata, Viperidae. Gene Ontology annotation, cellular component: neuron projection; postsynaptic membrane; synapse. The transcript has 9 exons. The coding region runs from base 440 to 1795 and encodes 451 amino acids. Gene Ontology annotation, biological process: chemical synaptic transmission; regulation of membrane potential; signal transduction. The record is from RefSeq and is a predicted model, not a curated record.